Molecule: messenger RNA, 1105 nt
Organism: Rhodofomes roseus
Lineage: Eukaryota; Fungi; Basidiomycota; Agaricomycetes; Polyporales; Fomitopsidaceae
Exons: 1
Coding region: 337-924 (195 amino acids)
Source: RefSeq, a predicted model, not a curated record
UAUGCUCAAAACGAUAUAUUUCUGUCACUACAGGGGAAUACAGGUUUGGUUUCGGCACGCUCAUACACGUCGUGCGUUGGUGCACGACGGGUACUCUUGGGACAUGCGACGAGCUACCCCGGUCCGUGCCUCCCUCAGCCUCAGGACCUUGGUUGUUGUAUCCGUCACCUUCUGCAUGCUUCUGCCUGUGCGGAUGUGUUCGAACUUCGCGUCCACGCCCGCGUUACGAUCGUCGCUGCGACCUGAGUGCACUGGCAACGGUUCAAUCGUGAGACGACAAGGAGGGUACUCACGCAACAUACACUUGCGACAGCCUGGCGGGAUGGGUCCGAGGGCAUGCAGGCACCAAAUGCGCAUACGGAUGCGUAUGCGAAAGACACAGCGGGUACCACCAAUGGCGUGGUCACGGCAUGUUGGUUGUAUGUGCAUGAUACUGGCGGUCGGCGGGGGAGCACGAGCAGACGACCAGCGAGAGCGGCGGGCGGCGGUGGCAGCCAUGCGGGCAUAGCGUACGGCCAGCGACACAUGCGCCAAGGCCGCUCUGUGUUAACAAGGUUGUUGGCGUCCAGAGGGUUGCACGAUCGCUGCACAUGCACGCGUGGCAUGAGGUCCAAGACCACUUCCCGAAGAAGGCACGCAUCCAGCAGGCCCAGCUAUUCGCCUGCUUGUCGAGACAUGACAACGUCUGAGGAACGCAAGGCACCCGAGAACUCAUUCGUCAUCCCCGCGCUUAGGAACACAGACUGGCGCAAACUCGCGAAGAAGUGCAAGGCGCUGUACGUCCCGCCGCAGUCCGCCGUGGCGGGCGCAGACGAGAGCGUCAGCGGCCUUGGCACGCGCGACGCGAUCAACACGGGCUCGCAGCUGUCCGGUUUGCAGGUCAUCAAGCGAGUGACGGUCGAGGAGGACGAGGGCUCCAUCUGAUCUACCCUGCCCGCGGACUGACUGCAACUGAGAGUGCAAAGAAGGAAGAAGAGACGGAGGACGCGCGCGCCCUCCGUGCUAUCCACCGCGAACGGCGACGACCCAGAUGCACCCCACAUCGACACCAUCACGCUCGCCACGCCCGCGCCGAGCGAAGACGAUGUGUACAAGCAGCCGCUGG